AGAGGAAGCAGAGGUGACGCUCGGAACAGCGACCUCAGGCGCACUGAGACGCGCAGACAAGCCGCGCUCUGAUCAACUAUGGCGCUAUCAAAUGUCCUGGAAACUCCUGCAGCUGGGUUUAACUUCGACAACGCAUCGAGAAAUGCUGCUUUGGAGGGUCUGUUUGAAGGAAAGGCACCUAAACCCCUGAAAACAGGCACAACCAUAGCAGGAGUGGUGUUCAAGGAUGGAGUGGUACUGGGAGCAGACACAAGAGCUACCUCCAGUGAAGUGGUGGCCGACAAGAUGUGCUCCAAGAUCCAUUACAUUGCUCCAAAUAUAUAUUGUUGUGGAGCAGGUACAGCAGCAGAUACAGAGAAGACCACCGAGCUUCUCUCCUCCAACCUCACCAUCUUCUCUCUGAACAGUGGGAGGAACCCGCGCGUUGUCAUGGCCGUCAACAUACUACAGGAUAUGUUGUACAGGUAUCAUGGACAAAUUGGUGCCAAUCUUAUACUGGGAGGAGUAGAUUGCACUGGGAACCACCUGUACACAGUGGGGCCAUAUGGGAGUGUAAAUAAGGUGCCUUACCUUGCAAUGGGAUCAGGUGAUCUGGCUGCUCUUGGGAUUUUAGAGGACGGGUUCAAACCCGAUCUGGAGCUGGAGAAAGCCAAGGAGCUGGUGCGUGCUGCCAUCCACGCAGGAAUCAUGAGUGACCUCGGCUCAGGCAACAACAUCGACAUCUGUGUGAUCACCAGACAAGGAGUGGACUACAUCAGGCCCUACCAGGAGUCAGAGUACAAGGACAGCAGGAAAAUGAAAUACAGAUAUCGUCCAGGCACGACACCGGUCCUGACAGAGAGAGUAGUCCCCUUAAAGCUGGAGGUUGUGCAGGAGACGGUGCAGCAGAUGGAAACAGCCUGACCCACAAUACAAAGUCACACCACUACAUUCAGCAGCAACAGGAAAAGUCUUUCAUUUCACUGCUUCAUUAUUCAACCUGUUUUACAUAUAAGUAGUGAAAAAUCUCAGACAUUUGAUUAAGAUUGUCAUCAUGUUUUCUGCUCUGCUUCACUGGGAUGUGGAACACUUCACUGUAAUACUGCAGGAGUUACUGCUGUACUACAGUAAUACUGCAGGAGUUACUGCUGUUCUACAGUAAGCAGGGGGCUGCUCCAAGGCCAC
Messenger RNA from Toxotes jaculatrix (banded archerfish), 1164 nucleotides. RefSeq names its product proteasome 20S subunit beta 13a (gene psmb13a). The coding region runs from base 79 to 903 and encodes 274 amino acids. Gene Ontology annotation, molecular function: threonine-type endopeptidase activity. Gene Ontology annotation, cellular component: proteasome core complex. The transcript has 8 exons. Lineage: Eukaryota; Metazoa; Chordata; Actinopteri; Toxotidae. The record is from RefSeq and is a predicted model, not a curated record.